AUGGCAACCGCAACAGCAACCGCCGCUGCCACUUCGUCCUUCAUCGGAACUCGUCUCCGGGAAGUUCAAUCCAACUCCGGCCGAGUACAAGCCCGGUUCGGAUUCGGAAAGAAGAAAGCCGCACCAAAGAAACCGUCACGCUCGACUCCAACCACCGAUCGCCCGUUAUGGUUUCCCGGAGCAAAGUCACCGGAGUAUCUAGACGGAAGUUUGGUCGGCGAUUACGGCUUCGAUCCAUUUGGUUUGGGGAAACCAGCUGAGUAUUUGCAAUUUGACCUUGAUUCACUUGAUCAGAAUCUGGCGAAGAAUCUCGCCGGAGAUGUGAUCGGAACUAGGACGGAGUUUGAAGAUGUUAAAUCGACGCCGUUUCAACCUUACACCGAAGUUUUUGGACUUCAGAGGUUUAGAGAAUGUGAAUUGAUUCACGGUAGAUGGGCCAUGCUUGCUACUCUUGGUGCUCUUACGGUUGAAUGGCUCACCGGUGUUACAUGGCAAGACGCCGGAAAGGUGGAGCUAGUUGAAGGAUCAACGUAUCUUGGACAACCACUUCCAUUUUCAAUUACAACAUUGAUUUGGAUAGAAGUUCUAGUAAUUGGCUACAUUGAAUUCCAGAGGAAUGCAGAGCUUGACUCAGAAAAGAGACUAUACCCAGGUGGAAAGUUCUUCGACCCACUCGGUUUAGCAGCUGAUCCGGAGAAGAAAGAAACACUUCAAUUGGCUGAAAUCAAACACGCUCGUCUUGCUAUGGUUGCUUUCCUUGGUUUUGCAGUUCAAGCUGCUGCUACUGGUAAAGGACCUCUUAACAAUUGGGCUACACAUUUGAGUGAUCCUCUUCACACUACCAUCAUUGAUACCUUUUCUUCCUCUUAG
Molecule: messenger RNA, 870 nt
Organism: Lathyrus sativus (Indian pea)
Lineage: Eukaryota; Viridiplantae; Streptophyta; Magnoliopsida; Fabales; Fabaceae
Source: the annotation of a GenBank genome assembly